This is a messenger RNA of Cornus florida, 603 nucleotides long. Its product is annotated as transcription factor HHO5-like. Gene Ontology annotation, molecular function: DNA-binding transcription factor activity. Bases 1 to 603 code for a protein of 200 amino acids. The record is from RefSeq and is a predicted model, not a curated record. NCBI's taxonomy places the organism in Eukaryota, Viridiplantae, Streptophyta, Magnoliopsida, Cornales, Cornaceae. Gene Ontology annotation, biological process: regulation of DNA-templated transcription. The transcript has 3 exons.
AUGGCAGCCAAUACUCCUCUUCAUGUCCCUAAAAUCAUCUCCAAACUUCUAACAGAAAUAUCUAUGAUCAAUGAUGUUUCUGAAAAAACAUCAAAAGUUAGUCAUCAUGUUCGUCUGUUAGAAGACGAGAUGAGCAAGAUCGAUGAUUUUAAACAUGAACUACCUCACUGCAUGCUUUUUUUAAACGAUGCUUGUGAGAGAUUGAAGAAGGAGAUGACGCAGCAUAGAGAAAGGGAUGUUCCGCCCGUACUGAUAGAGUUCCUACCAUUAAAGGGUAAUUUGGAUGAAGAUCGAGAGGCGAAAAUGUCAAACGAUUGCAGUGACAAGAAUAAUGUUAUCUGUCAAGAAUCUGAUAUCAAUACCCAAGAUCCGAAAAUGGACUUGAGACUGGACUUGAGAUCGAAAGAUAAAGAAGAUGGUGGUUCAUCAAGGAGCAAUGAAGGGUCAUUUGUGCCUUUUAAUAGACAAUCCGAAUUGGGUUUCACUGAUGAGAAUUCGGAUAUAAACGCUCAAACUAGCUGUGUUUUGGCAUUGGAGGCAACGCAGAAUUAUAUGUCACAGAACCAACCCCAAAAACAACAACCGAAGAAGCAAAGGCGUUGA